Messenger RNA from Penicillium diatomitis, 3657 nucleotides. RefSeq lists its product as uncharacterized. The record is from RefSeq and is a predicted model, not a curated record. Gene Ontology annotation, biological process: phosphorelay signal transduction system; phosphorylation. The transcript has 7 exons. Lineage: Eukaryota; Fungi; Ascomycota; Eurotiomycetes; Eurotiales; Aspergillaceae. Bases 1 to 3657 code for a protein of 1218 amino acids. Gene Ontology annotation, molecular function: phosphorelay sensor kinase activity.
AUGGAAUCCAAACGGAGCGAAGAUCAUCUGGCUGGUCGUCGGGCUCGUGAAGUGUAUCGUUAUUUUCGACCGGAACAGACCGACCCAUCUCAGGAGAACUCGUCGCCGAGAUCCACGUCGAAUUCGCCUCCCAGGAUACCCCCAGCUAAAGAACGAAGCUCCGUAGAACUUGCACCGUCCUUGGGUCAAUCCCCGCUCAAGUCCUCAGCCACAUGGGAACCCCUACAACCAAUGCCAGAAUCGUUGAUUCUGGGCGAUGAUAAUGAGACCCUCAAUUCCUUCGCACAUCUAGCGGCGUUGCGAUUGAAUGUAGAGCAGGUCUACAUCAGUGUCUCGGAUCGAGACUCUCAAUUCAUCAUCGCGCAAUCCGCGCAGACGAAACAGAGCGACAACAGGUAUGACAUGAUUGGGGAAAAUUCUCACACGGGCCAUGUGUUUGGUUCAAUUGAGCACGCUUCGUAUCAAAUUCCUCUCGCAUGGCGUCUCGAUACGAUUGCCCUACGUCCUUCCAAUCGAGAGCGCGGAGAGUAUCACUUCGUGGUCUCCAAUGACAUGAGCGAGGAUGAGCGCUAUCGAGAGCUCUCCUUCGUGGCCGGAGAGCCGGGAUACCGGUUCUACGCCGGCACGCCGCUGACGACGGAGAGUAAUGUCAACAUCGGCUGCUUUUUUGUGCUCGAUACAAGCGUUCGCUUGGAUUUCAAUCAUACCGAGAAGGAAACAAUGGGUCGCAUGGGCAUGCUGAUCAUGGACUUCCUCAAGGUGAGCCGCCAAGCUUCGGAUGGUCGACACGCGGCCCGCCUGUCACAAGGAAUGAAUCUCUUUGUCGAGGGACACUCCUCAUUCGAGAAAAACUCGUCGGGGCCGGUCUCGCGAAGCUUCGACGGUAGCGACAACUCCCAGGGCAAAUCCUCAACAUCUCCCUCUGCUGGCACACCUUUCUCUCGGGAAGGCGCAAGCCGAUCGCGGUCGCGGAGCAGCGGGGCACAAUCUUUAAGCACCGCGGCGGACAGUGUCGACGACCGCGCAAUUCCUUCCAGCCUCGAUUCCCACAUCGCAAAUGUGCGCUCAGCUUCUCAGUCGGGAGGCUCGCGACAGCUUCCGGCAAAGCUGUGGACGAUCCGCCGAGCGGCGAACUUGAUCCGUGAAAGCUUGGAAAUAUACAAUAACAGCGGUGUGAUUUUCGUUGAAACCAGUGCCAAUUUUGCGCUCGACAUCAGUCCUGAAAGUGAUUCGUCCCAGUCUUCUUCUACAGAGCCUGCCAAGCCGGCACCUGUUUUAGCACUGUCGACUCCGGAAGUCGCCUUUGGACCAGGUGUUGACUCACAGAAUUCCAUACCAGCAAUGAACUUAGAUGAAGAAUUUCUUGGAGGCUUGCUGAAACGACAUAAGAGAGGGCAUAUCUGGAACUUCCAUCGGGACGGGCAGCUGUCUGGCUCUGAUAGUGAGGAUUCCACGCAGGGAAGCGAUCGACGGGGCCGGGUUGGGAGCCAUCCCUCACAAUCGUCGCGACGAAAGUCAAAUAAGGAAAGGGAGAACACUUGCCUGAAUCGCUACUUUCCGGGUGCCACUCAAGUUAUAUUCGUGCCGUUAUGGAACGCGGGUAACUCUCAGUGGUUCGGUGGCUUCUUUUGCUGGACCAACGUUGAACACAAGGUGUUCAGUGCGUCGAUUGAGCUCAGCGCUCUGCGCAGCUUUGGAUCAUCCAUAAUGGCUGAGUGGAGCCGCAUAGAGUCCGUUCUUUCCGACGAGCAGAAAGAUGACUUCCUUGGCAGCAUAUCGCACGAACUACGCAGCCCGCUUCAUGGUGUUCUUGCAGCCACAGAGAUGUUGAAAGAGACCAAGUUGGAUCAGUAUCAAACUUCACUGAUUGAGACCGUCGAAGCGUGCGGCCGGACGCUUCUCGAUACUAUGAAUCAAGUGCUGGAUUUCAGCAAACUUAUGGCGCUGGAACGAAAAUCGCGUCGCAGGAGGCGACGCAAGGCGGUGUCGCAGGAUUUUGAAGGCUCGCAUUUGUCUGCUGCGCGGCUGGAUCUGUGCACACCAACUGACCUAUCCAUUGUCGCAGAGGAAGUUGUUGAAGGAGUCUUCCUGGGCCACGUUUACAAUCAGAAGUCAGCUACGUCUCUGGAUCUUCUCGGCACAUCGCUGGUUGCCCCGGAAUUUCCUCCCGAUUUUCAUACGUUCCGAUCCGAUGUGAAGGUCAUUGUUGACAUUGCACCGGAAAAUAAUGCGCUUAAAUACACAUCUUCAGGUCAUGUCCGCCUGCUCCUGGAGAGCGAAGAGAGGGCCGAGACGUCCUCCAGGAUGUUUACUCGCAGAGACGGAAACAAGCAGCGAAACGUCGUCAUCACCGUCUCUGACACGGGUAAAGGUAUUUCCGAGGACUUCUUGCGGAACAGACUAUACACUCCUUUCGCACAAGAGGACAACUUGGCGGUAGGCUCAGGUCUUGGAUUGUCGAUCGUUCGCAGUCUGAUCCAGUCCCUGGGCGGCAGUAUUGACAUCAAAAGCCGCGUGGGAGAGGGGACGGUCGUGAGAGCAGCCCUUCCGCUGGCACCCAUCGAGCCUGAUCUUCCUCAAAGUCACCAGAAUGAGAUCAGACUCUCCGCUCGGCAGGAUCAACGCAUGCGUGGAAUAAAUGCUAGGGAGUCUUUUUUCCGCGGUUACGAAGGGCGGACGGUUGCGAUCCUUGGGGUAGAUCCAAGCAACGCCGCGAGCGAUCCAGACUGGGCCGAUCUGGCUCGUUACUUCACGGAUUGGUAUGGGCUUAGCUUGGUUUCUGCGUCUGCGUCUCCGUCUGCGUCUAUCGAUCUCCUCUUGGCCGACCAGCUUCCCAGCGAGAGCGCCAUCCGUGAGACGUCCGCCAGCAGGCACACUGCUUUGCUCAUUGUCACUGAUCAGCAUAUGGACCUCGAUCCCACGAACGGGCAGCAAGUCGGCGAGAUCAGAUCGAUCAAUGUCAUCAAUCGUCCCUGUGGGCCCCAUAAGCUGUGGAGGCAUGUCUCGAAAUGCCUUGAGGAAUUGUUGACCGUGUCGUCGUGCACUGACGCACCCGUCCCCACUCGCAAUCACGACACAUUUUCCGUGAAGUCUCUCGUCGCCAGCCUUAAUCUUCCUGAGCAGCAUUCGAAGGACAAGAAGUCCCGUGUGAAGCAAACACAUUCUUUUCCCAUUCCGUCCGAACCACCGUCGAAAGGGACCGCUGGAACGGAUCCAGAGUCGCGAGACGCUCGUAUCUUGGUGGUUGAGGACAACAAAGUCAACCUGAACUUGAUGAUGGCGUACUUGAAAAAGCGGCGGUUUGGAAAUCUUGAUUCGGCCGAGAAUGGCAGCAAAGCUGUUGAGGCGGUGAGGAAGCAGGACGAUGACAAUUACGAUAUCAUCUUUAUGGAUAUCUCCAUGCCAGAAAUGGACGGCUUUGAAGCCGCACGGGAGAUUCGUGCCCUGGAGAAACAGCGUGGACCCGAUGCCAAGCCGGCCGUCAUCAUUGCCUUGACGGGAUUGAGCAGUUCGGAGGAUGAGACCAAAGCACUUGAGGCGGGUAUGGACAUGUUCUUGACCAAACCUAUCUCCUUCAAGGAUGUUGGCAAGCUACUGCAAGAGUGGAAAGAGCAACGCCUUCACCCGGAUACCGAUUCCUCUGAACGGGAUCUAUGA